UCAGACCUGUCAAGUGGUGGCACCAGUGCGCUAUCGACCUGUGUUCACACCUCAUCAAUUCCCUCCCCAUUACUGGAUAUCUUGUAUUUAAUGGAUUGAUCAGUGCCAGCGGCCCAGGAUGUCCGUACGGGAGCUGUACGUUAAGGGCGCCCGCGUAUGGAUCCCCGACCAGGAGCAAGUGUGGCGCUGCGCCGAGCUCACCAAGGACUACAAGAAUCAUCUGGUGGCCGUCAUCUAUGAGAACUCCCAGACUGAUGACAUCAAGGUUAAGAGUGAUGAGCAUCUCCCACCUCUAAGGAACCCUGAUAUUCUCAUAGGCGAAAAUGACCUCACCUCGCUCUCUUACCUCCACGAGCCUGCUGUCCUCUACAACCUACAAGUGCGUUUCUGCAACCACAAUGCCAUCUACACGUACUGCGGAAUCGUUCUUGUGGCUAUCAAUCCCUAUGAGGAACUCCCUAUCUAUGGCCCGGACACUAUCUCAGCUUAUCGAGGCCACUCCAUGGGUGACCUCGAUCCUCACAUCUUUGCUGUUGCAGAAGAAGCGUUCACACAAAUGGAGAGGGAAAACAAAGACCAAAGCAUCAUCGUGUCAGGAGAGUCGGGCGCUGGCAAGACAGUGUCGGCCAAGUACGCCAUGAGGUACUUUGCCAGCGUGGGCGGCUCAGACUCGGAGACACAGAUCGAGAAAAAGAUCCUGGCGUCGAAUCCUAUAAUGGAGGCAAUUGGUAACGCAAAGACGACGAGGAAUGACAACAGUUCGCGUUUUGGAAAAUAUAUAGAGCUGGAUUUCACACGUAAAUAUAGCAUAAUGGGCGCCAACAUGAGAACAUACCUCUUGGAAAAAUCCCGUGUUGUCUUUCAGGCUCCAGAGGAGAGAAAUUACCACAUAUUUUACCAGUUGUGUUCUGCAUCAUCAGACGAAAAGCUGAAGCAUCUGAAAUUAGGCUCUCCGGAAAGUUUUCACUACAUGAACCAAGGACUGCGAGAGGCUCCCAAACGGUCAUCCAAGACCCGCCAGGGACAUCAAGACAAUUUUCACUACCUCAAACAAGGCCGAAGCCCUCACAUCGAGGGUGUGGACGACGCUGCGGACUUUCAAGAGACGUGUCGGGCGUUUUCACUUUUAGGAAUGAAUGAGGCAACACAAGAGCAAAUGUUCACAAUUCUUGCUGGAAUAUUACACUUGGGAAACGUCACAUUCGAGGAGGACAGCGGCGAUUCUUCUACUAUUGAUAAAAAAGAUAAGUCACUUCACAUAGCAGCAGAACUACUAGGUAUCCAGUUAGAAGAUAUACAGAAGUGGCUCUGUCACCGUAAAAUUGUCAGUGGGAGGGAAGUCUUCACGAAGCCCAUGACGUUCACAGAGGCAACGUUUUCAAGAGAUGCUUUGGCUAAACACAUCUACGCAAAGUUGUUUGAUUGGAUUGUGAUGCAGAUCAAUAAAUGCUUUGCUGCUACAGAAAAACCAUUCAGAUUUAUUGGAGUUCUCGACAUCUACGGGUUUGAGACAUUUGAGAUCAAUAGUUUUGAGCAAUUUUGUAUUAAUUAUGCAAAUGAAAAACUUCAGCAGCAGUUCAAUCAGCACGUAUUCAAGCUGGAACAAGAAGAAUAUGUGAAGGAACAGAUCGAGUGGGAAUUCAUCAACUUUUACGACAACCAGCCGUGUAUUGAUCUCAUAGAGAGCAAAUUGGGAAUCCUGGACCUGUUAGAUGAGGAAUGUCGGAUGCCAAAGGGUUCAGAUCAAUCGUGGGUUGAGAAGCUCUAUGACAAGUGCAAGAAAUGGGAUCACUUUAGUAAACCCCGACUGUCCAAUACGUCUUUCCUCAUCUCUCACUUCGCUGACAAGGUUGGCUAUGAGUGUGCCGGCUUCCUGGAGAAGAACCGCGACACGGUGUCAGAGGAUCAGAUCAGUAUUCUCAAAUCUAGUCAGAUUAAAUUAGUUCACGCUCUCUUCACGGAGAGGGAAACAAAGGCCAUGACCAAAGUGAAGGUCCUACCCUCUGCGCCACCACAUUCAAAAUCAAAACAGAUGAAGAAAACAGUUGGUUCUCAGUUCCGUGAGUCGCUGAAUCUGUUGAUGUUGACGCUAAACUCGACGACGCCUCACUAUGUGCGGUGCAUUAAACCUAACGAUGAUAAGAUGGCCUUUACCUUCGAUCCUACCCGAGCCAUCCAGCAGCUGAGGGCCUGUGGUGUGUUAGAGACUGUUAGAAUUAGCGCUGCAGGUUAUCCCUCCAGGUGGACGUAUAAUGAAUUCUUCUGCCGGUACCGGGUGCUGUGUAAUUCCAAAGAUAUUAAGUGGAAUGAUAUGCGUGUGACGUGUGAGAGGAUCAUCGCUAAUAUGAUCAAUGAUGAAGACAAAUUUAAAUUCGGCCGUACCAAGAUCUUCUUUAGAGCGGGUCAGGUGGCCUACAUGGAGAAGCUACGUGCGGAUCGGUUAUCUGCAUGUGGUGUUAUGAUUCAGAAACAUGUACGAAUGUUCUUGCACCGCAAUCGCUUCAGAACGAUGCGUAAGGCAGCUGUAACUAUACAGAGGUAUUCAAGAGGCACAGCAGCUCGUAGACGUGUUCAUCACAUGCGACAGACUGCAGCAGCUAUCAGGAUUCAGGCAUGUGUACGAGGCUGGGUCAAAUUUGUGCAGUAUCGGCGUCUUGUUUACACUAUCACACAAUUACAGGCGCAUGCUCGUGGUGCCUGGGCUCGGAAAAGAUAUGAGCACAUGCGUAGAGUCAGAGCGGCCAUUGUCAUCCAGAAGAAUAUACGAUCAUGGUUGACAAGGGAGCACUUCAAGAAGGCCAUGCUUGGUAUUGUCAUCCUACAAGGAAUGGUACGAUGCUUCCUUGCCAGAAAGAAGUUGAAGAAGCUCAAGAUUGAGGCCAAGUCAGUUGAACACCAGAAGAAACUCAACAAGGGAUUAGAAAACAAGAUCAUUUCACUGCAGCAGAAGCUCACAGAAAUGAAACACGAGAACAACUUCAUCAAAGGCUACAAAGAGGAGAUCACCGUUCUAAAGGGACACAUGGUUGAGAUGAAGUUGUUGGAAGUCCAGCAAAAGAACAGCACCAACCGUAUUGCUGAGCUCGAGGCCAAGGUGUCUGCGCUAACGGAGGAGGUGGAGAAGGAGAGAGGUGAGAAGAUGGACGUGUUGACCGAGAAGGAGCAAGCAGAGAAGGAUAACCGUGAAAUAGUGGAAAAACUCAACGCAGAAAAUGUACGCCUAUCAGAAGAGUUGGAAAAGGCCCAGAAAGAAGAGUCGAAAAAAGAAUCAGAAGAGUUGCUACGGCGUAAGUUUGAGGCAGAGAAACAACAGAUCAUCAUGGAGGGCUCGGAUGAGAAGUCAGCAUACCAAAGACUACUGAAGGAAUUCAAUCGUUUAGAGCAGAAGAAUGAUAUCCUGGAGGAGCAGCUGGUGAGAGUCAAGGGAAGCAAUGUUCAUAAAAGAACCGCCAGCAAUGUGAGUAACAUCAGCGGCGCCAGCGAUGCUCCCACGGAACUUGUGCGUGACGACGCAUCAGAGUUCAGUUCCAUAAUUGGGGAUGAUGAUUGGAUGUCUGACAUCGGCUAUGGGUCUGUUCGGAGUCGUGCCAGCGAAUUCUCGGACUCCAGCAGGAAUUUAGAGAAUAUCGAUUGGAGUUCGCCGUCUCAUAAGGCCAACACGGAGAUCAAAAUACACGUACCGGAGAAGGUGGAGGACAUCACCUUAGUACUCCAACUCCAAAACAAAGUGCGGGAGUUAGAGAAGGAACGGAGGAGUCUGGCCAAGCAGAUUGACCAGUUGGAGUCGUCAUCUCCCAUGGAUGACCCGCAGCACGCACAGGAGCUUAUCCGGCUUCAAGAACUGGAGAUGGAGAACGCCAAGUUAAAGGACGACCUCAACCGGCUGCGGAAGUCCAUCGCCGACUCUGAGCCGCAGAACAACAGAGUGCAGGAGUUCAUGAAACAGUUCGAGGCUCUUCAGGACGAGCUGGAGCGGCGGCGAGAAGAAUGCAUCCAGCUGCGUACCGUGCUGGCUAACCGGGCCCAUGACCUGCGCUCCCUCACACAGACGUCGUACGGCAAGGACGUCGAUAUUGUUAACGAGGACGGUGAACUAGCUUUAGCAUACCAGACACAGAAGCAGGUCAACAGACGACAAUUAGAGGAGGAACUCAAAACGGAGAAAUUACGGUAUCGUGAAUCAGCGUCAGAGUACAAGGGCGAGUUGGAGCGCCUCCGCCGGGACAACGAACGCCAGCAGAAACUGUUGGCGCAGAACCUGACUAAGGGUGACGGCUCUAACCCUGAGACUCUCCUUCAGUCAGAGAUCAUGCGACUUACCUCAGAGAACCUUACGUCAGAUAGUCUUAUGCCACUGCAGCCGCCACAGAACCUCCAAGGCCAGGUGGACAGUCUAACAGAGCAGCUCAAGAAGUACAAGCGAUCACUUAGAGCGUACGCCAAGAAGCUCAAGGAGGCUGGUGGCUCGGGGAGCAAGCGGUCCUCAGCACAAGGCAGCCCGUAUGGUGGUGAUCCUCCUGACCUGCUGGAUGUUAACGCCACACACGAGGGGGAGGUGAUGCCAGUCAUCCGCAAGAAAGAGAGAGAUUACAUGGGCAUGUUUGAGUAUGACCGGAGGGAGGAGAUGCAGAUCAUACGCGUCCUCAUAUAUGAACUGAAACCACGUGUUGCUGUAACAUUCCUGCCUGGGCUGCCUGCAUAUAUUUUGUUCAUGUGCAUACGGCACACUGACCAUAUCAAUGAUGAUGAAAAGGUGCGGUCCCUUCUAAACAACAUUGUGAAUGGUGUGAAAAGGGUGAUCAAGAAGCGUCAUGAAGACUUAGAUUCUACUGUAUUAUGGCUUUCUAAUGUCCUACGACUUCUACACAACCUCAAGCAGUACUCAGGGGACAAGGCUUUCCAGGCUGAAAAUACUGUUAAGCAGAAUGAACAGUCUCUCAAGAACUUUGACUUGUCAGAAUACCGACAAGUCUUGUCCGACAUUGCUGUUUGGAUUUAUAACGGAGUGAUUAAAUUAAUGGAGGAAAAAGUGCAGCCAUUGAUCGUGCCUUCCAUCCUGGAACAUGAGGCCAUUACAGGUCUCUCAGGCAACAAGCCGGGUGGUAUGAGAGGUCGAGCUGGCAGUUUAGCCCGUGAGCUGGAAUCCCCUGUAGAACCUCAAAAAGCUCUAGAUCUGCUACUUAAGGAGAUGACACAGUUCUAUCGCACACUUGCAAUGUUUGGAACUGAUCCAGAGCUUAUUACUCAAGUUUUCAGACAGAUAUUCUACUUCAUCUGUGCUGGAUCUUUGAACAACUUGUUGCUCCGUAAAGAUAUGUGUCACUGGUCAAAAGGCAUGCAGAUUCGUUAUAACUUAAGUCAUCUGGAACAGUGGACACGUGAUAUGCGACUCCACGAGUCAGGUGUCACAGACACUCUUGCUCCCAUCAUCCAGGCUGCCCAACUUCUUCAAGCCCGCAAGACCGAUGAUGAUGUCCACUCCAUAUGUGACAUGUGUGACAAGCUCUCUGUGUCUCAGAUCAUCAAGAUCCUCAACCUGUAUACACCAGCAGAUGAAUUUGAAGAACGUGUUCCCAUCACCUUCAUUCACAAGAUCCAAGCUAAAUUACAGGAACGGGCAGAGGGUGAACAAGCUCAGGCAACCUUACUGAUGAACACCAAGUUUGCCUUCCCUGUUCGGUUCCCCUUCAACCCAUCAAGCAUUCAUCUAGAGGACGUUGAGCUCCCCGAAGCACUUCCCCUAGGCAUGUUGAAGAAGGUGUAAUCAAGUUAAAAAGCCGGUGGUGAUUCUGUUUGCAUAGAGCAGCUAGUGAGAGGCAGCAAUAAAUUAGUCAAAAGAGAUGCCAUGAAACCUUCAGGAGUGAGGCUGAUAAUAAUUUACUUUGGCAAAAGUCUGCAUGGAAAUGCUAGACAGUUAAUUGUAUUAUAUAGCUUUUAAAAGAGAAAAUCAGUGGGAAGCAGUUAUUGCUGUGAAGUACCUUAUUAUCUGAAACAAAGUCAUCCAACUCCUGGAGAAUAAAGUCAUAACCAGUUAAUUGUACUGUCAUAAUGAAGCCAUGUUGCUUCUUAAUCACAUAAUGUUUUUUUAAGUGAAAUGAAUAGGUCUUUCAUCGGUGAAGUGUCUCAUGGAGUCAAUUUGGACAAUAACACAGUUUAUUUAGUUAGGUCACCUAUUUAUGAGGACUUGAGGGUGGAUGUUGUGUGAUAGUUCAUAAAAAAACAAAAUGAGUCUGCCGGGUUCUCUUAUCACUUAUUCCUUUGCCAUGUGUUUAUCUUCCAAAAAAAUGAGGCCUUGGAAUUGAAUUGAAAUGACUUCUUGGAGAGUAGUAAGAUAGUGUAUAGAAGUCAAAAGCAAGCCUUUGCUCUUGAUUUCUAUCAGAGCAGCUUUAUCUAAAUUCUAGGGAAAUAAAAUGAAUCAUUUACUGUAUGUUUUGAACACAAUUUUAUGCCUCCACAAGGUGACACUCAGUAUUAAAUGUUGAAAAAUGCAUUUGUUUGCUCUGUAUUAUUUAAUUUCACUAUGGAAAUUAUUCCACUCCAUAUUCCUUUAUUGAUCUAUUUUCCAUGACAAAGGUAUGUAAAAAAAUAGUAAUUUAACUAAAAACUUGGAUUCGACAUCAUGUUAAGCAGCAGCGGCAAGGCGGCCACAAGUAGGUAUUGUACAUAAUUGCUGCUAAUGCAUUUUAACUGGUUCUCUUGUGAAAUGGCACAUAACUUAAUGCAUUCCUUUCACAUUCCAGAGCCUAUAGUUAAAUAUUACUAUAAUGUAAUACUGUAUAUGGUUCAUAGUGUUAUUUAUUUAUUGUAUAGAUGUUCAGAGUUUAACUUAUGGAGAGCUUCGUUUACAAUAUUAGGUGUUCUACACAGAUGGUGUGUUGAUGCCACAUGAAACAUAUGGGAGGACUAGAUCCUUUUUUUUUUUUAUCAUUACACAUAAUUUCUUUUCACAAAAUAUGGCUAUGUACAGUAAAAAUGUGAAUUUAAUUUGUAUGGUUUCAUCUUUUUCAAGACUAUUAGAAAUGGUACAUACCUAACUCAUCUGCACAUUCCAUGGUGAUCUCUUACCAAUUCAUAUAUAUAUAUAUAUAUAUAUAUAUAUAUAUAUAUAUAUAUAUAUAUAUAUAUAUAUAUAUAUAUAUAUAUAUAUAUAUAUAUAUAUAUAUAUAUAUAUAUAUAUAUAUAUAUAUACAGUAUAUAUAUAUAUAAUUUUAAAGCCCUAUGCUAAUGACAGACUCUUCGUUACCUUAGUUCUUGUGCAUUUUUUAGCACUUAUUUGUCAGAGUAUGUAGAAGUUGAAUUGCUUGUCACCUUUUUUUUUAUGCUGUACACUAGGGAGAAUCAUCCCAUGAUAAGGCACAUACUGUGUUAGUCAGAUUUGACAUUUUACUGUACAUCAUAAAUGACUAAUGGCAGAGUCACAAACCAAGAGAAGUUAUCAUUAGGGAGAUAUUUAAUUUUUGUAAAUGUUUAGAUUUGCUUUUUUCAGAUUGGGUCAUUUAUAUUCUUUCAUAUUAUUUGGAAGACAAACGUCAUUUGUAAAUACACUGUUGCAAAUGUGUUGCGUGAAUUUAAUUUAAUCUUAAAUGAAGUUAAACCAAAUGUAUACUGUAGCUAUUUGGCCAGAAGUGGUGAGUACCAGUUGGUAUAUAUAAAUAUAUAUACAGUAAAAUUAAACUUUGUUUUGUAAUCCAGGGCGUGCAGUCUAUGAGAAUUUUAAUAUGUAUUAUUAAUUUAUUUGUCAGUGAUUACAUUGAGAUUUCUCAAGUUUUAUUACAUAAUUAAUAAUGACAAUAAUAAUUCAUCAAUUAAUAACUAAAAUUGUACUAAUAUUACUGUAACAUCUAGGUCAUUCAGUGCUGCAAGUUAUAAGUUAGGCACCAGAUACAGUACUGUACUUAUACAUGGGCACCAGACACAGCAUUUAUACAAGGGCACCAUACACAACACUUAUACAUGGGCACCAGACACAGCACUUAUACAUGGGCACCAGACACAGCACUUAUACAUGGGCACCAUACACAACAUUUAUACAAGGGCACCAUACACAACAUUUAUACAUGGGCACCAGACACAGCACUUAUACAUGGGCACCAGACACAGCAUUUAUACAAGGGCACCAUACACAACAUUUAUACAUGGGCACCAGACACAGCACUUAUACAUGGGCACCAGACACAGCAUUUAUACAUGGGCACCAGACACAGCACUUAUACAUGGGCACCAGACACAGCAUUUAUACAUGGGCACCAGACACAGCAUUUAUACAUGGGCACCAUACACAACAUUUAUACAUGGGCACCAGACACAGCACUUAUACAUGGGCACCAGACACAGCAUUUAUACAUGGGCACCAGACACAGCACUUAUACAUGGGCACCAGACACAGCAUUUAUACAUAGGCACCAGACAGUACUUAUACAUAAGAUGUUACAAACUUGGGUGCUACAUAUUAUUUAUUUAACUGUUUGUAGCAUGCAGGGAAACAAGUGCCAGAUAUUUGUAUGCAGGUAUUGGCAAAAAUAUGUAUGUAUAGUGUUGUCAUAUAAUUUAGGCAUGAGAAAUUUCUAUAUACAGGUAUAUCUGAAUUUAAGACAAAAAUCUAUUGUGGUUUCAGCAGGUUCAUUAAUAAGUUUUAUAAAUGUGAAUGAUUGGUUUAUGAUCAGACCAGAAUUCCAAAACAUCUCAUACCCCAGUUUUGUAUGUUGACAUGGAAGUGUUGUAGUUUUAUUUCCAUGAUCAAGACUGGCUGUGUGUUAAUGAAAAUUCUACGUUAUUUUUUGUUUUAAGACAUAUUUCUAUUUUACUGAUUCAUUCUGUGUUCUUUGGGUGUAUACUUGAGCCUAACCAAUAUUUUUCUUUUGUGAAACAUUGUAACUAAAUUAGUUGAAAGUAGGUAACUGUCCAAAAAUUUUGAUUUAUUUAAUACAGUACAUGUGUCUUAUAUUAUUUCCAAAGAGAUUUAUAUCAUGGUUAAAACAUGGUGGUCUGUUUCUUUUGGGAAUUAUUAUUAAAGGCUGAAACUUGGUUUUAAAAUUCAAUAUCAGUCUGAGAAACAAGGUGAUUCUUUGCCGUACAGUACACUGCCUAGAAAUAAAGGUUGAAGUAAUAGCAGUGCUGUGUUAACUGUGUGUUGCCUUCUUAUUUAAAAAUGUUAAUUGGAAACCAAUAAAUACAGACAAGUUG
Messenger RNA from Homarus americanus (American lobster), 9183 nucleotides. RefSeq names its product unconventional myosin-Va-like (gene didum). Bases 119 to 5764 code for a protein of 1881 amino acids. Gene Ontology annotation, molecular function: microfilament motor activity; actin filament binding; ATP binding. Gene Ontology annotation, biological process: actin filament organization; vesicle transport along actin filament. The transcript has 41 exons. Gene Ontology annotation, cellular component: myosin complex; vesicle; actin cytoskeleton. The record is from RefSeq and is a predicted model, not a curated record. Lineage: Eukaryota; Metazoa; Arthropoda; Malacostraca; Decapoda; Nephropidae.